This is a messenger RNA of Sycon ciliatum, 3767 nucleotides long. RefSeq lists its product as uncharacterized. Gene Ontology annotation, cellular component: nucleus. Bases 484 to 3072 code for a protein of 862 amino acids. Gene Ontology annotation, molecular function: RNA polymerase II cis-regulatory region sequence-specific DNA binding; DNA-binding transcription factor activity, RNA polymerase II-specific. The transcript has a single exon. Lineage: Eukaryota; Metazoa; Porifera; Calcarea; Leucosolenida; Sycettidae. Gene Ontology annotation, biological process: regulation of transcription by RNA polymerase II. The record is from RefSeq and is a predicted model, not a curated record.
UGUUUUUUGUUCUCACACUCAUAAAUUCUCAUAAUCAGUCCACAGCCUCGCUGAGCCGUAGGUCUAAAUCUACUCGUAGCUCUGGUCUGGACCGUGUGGACUGACUGAUCAGCGCAGGGCCGGCAGCUCAUCACUGCGAACACUAGUGGCAGUGCUUUGUGUUUCAAACUAUGUUACUUUCAAUGGUGGUGGCAGCUAGCACUUAGCAGCGGUACGAAAUUUACUAUUUCUGUGUCGUGGUUAUUGGUUACAGGCCAGUUCAUUUGGAACAGAACCAUGUAGACUCUACACGUGAUUUGCUCAUGCUAGCCUAUGUCACAGUAUGUGUUCGGAAAUAAGGAAAAUGUCGUCACGGUAGUUGUGCCUGUGAAGGAGAUCGGUAAGCGAUGGUGUGAAGAACUAGCAACUAAGUAAUUAUUUGCUGCAGUGUGCUGCUUUGAGAGAGAAGUAGAAUUGUGGAAUUUCCAUUCCACUCAUGUGGCAAUGCAGCCGCAGCGUGGUGCCGCUUUCGUUCACAAUGGAUAUUGUGGGAGCAGUUUCACCCCGGGCACGGGUACUGCUGUGGGCAGUGCAAUGCCCGCUAGCUUGCUGCGCCCCGCUGGUGGUGAGGCGAUGACAGUGCACCCAAUGGGUGCACCACCGUUCCAGUUUGCAGCCUCCAAUCAUCCUCACCAUCAACAUCAUCAGCACGUAAUACCCCCUGUCGCUGGCACUACUGCUGCCAGUGCAGCUACUGGAUUUACUCACAGUCAGCUGGCGACCUUGCAGCCAGUGCACGUUGUACCAGUCCAAUCAUCAUUAGCAGUAUCACAGCAACCAACUAGUACAUCUAUGGAUGCGACGGCGGCGGCGUGCUGCUCCGGGAUAAACAGUGUUAGCGUUCCUGCCAACAUCACAGCUACGGCGGCUACGGCAGCAGUGGGAGAUGGGAGGGCAGCUGCACUGGGCGGUGGCGGUGCAUGCUUGCUGAGCGGCGGUACUGACGAUGCUGCUGCUCGCACGGUGAUGGCCGAUGGCACCGUCUUGCCACCUGCCAUACAGGCCAGCUGGAAGGUGCUGGAGCUGGCACGCAUGCAGAUGAUGCAGCGUCCCGAGCACCUGCCGCACUUCUUAGUGGCGCACUCACAUCACCAGCACGAGCCCGGCGGCCUGUGCUGCGGGCAGCGCGUUAUCCACCACGGCAUCAUACCGACCAUUCAGACAAUCGACGUGCCAGUAUGCCACCACGCCAACACCUACCCGGCCAUGCAUAUACCCAUGCAGCCCACGUGUCACCACGUCGGAGCUGGCAACACGCUGAGUGGAAUCGCCGCCGCUGGAGCUCCCCUCAAUGUCUGGAGAGAUUGUGUGGUGCAACACGGCGAGCCCGCGGCAGUCCCACCUGUGAAUGUAGCGGCAGCCACCACAACACCAGCACUAGACAAUGCGGACGCUGUGGACAGACACGACAGCAGUGAUUUCAGUGACGAUAGCGAUAAAGAUGAUGACGCCAGCAACGACAGCAGCGAUGAUGCCAACAAUGGUGGUGAUACUGAUGAGGUGGCGGUGGCUCCGUCACUCUCUGCAUCACAAAGCACCGUCACAGCGGCACUAACACGAAGCAGCAGCGGAGUGGCAACAACCGCACCAGGCAGCAAUACACUUGCGGUGAACUGUGGCGAAGGUCUUCAAGCUCUGGACACAAUGCCCCACGCCAGUACCUCCACCUCGACCACUGCUGCUGCCACUACUAGUGCUGGUAAUACUGGGUGUUGUGGUAAUAGUCCAGCAGCCAGCGCAGGCGCAGGCGAGGCGGGUGACCAUGAUGCCAGUGGUCAUGCUAGCUCCUCUCCCAAUCUGGCCAAUAACGACGGCGACGACGAUGACGAUGAUGAUGAGAGCGACAUGGAGAUUGACGUCGAGGGCAGUGUGUCCGCGGACGAGAGCGACGCGGGGGGAAGGAACGAGUGUGAGUGCUCGGCCGAUGACGAGGAGCGGUCACUGUCCUCCGAGCAGCUACAGGCCGUCAAGGAGUCCAUGAGCCAGGUAUGGUUCACGCGAAAACCAGACAAAGAUCAGCUGCAGGAAAAGGGAGUAACGUGGAAGCAUGGGGCAUGGUCGGCAGCGGAAGUGAAAAUGUUGCAGGACAAUAUCUGCAAAUACCUGCUGGAUAACAACAAGGCCACGCUACAGGAGGUGGUGAUGGUGCCUAAGAAAGAGAUGAGAAAGGACUUCUACCGCAUCAUUGCCAAGGGCAUAGACCGGCCGCUCUUCUCCGUGUAUCGGCGUGUCAGACGCAUGUGCGAAGAACUCAAGAACGGCAAGUACUCGCCUGCAGAAGUAGAGAAACUGAAAGAGCUGCACAGUAAGUACAAGACGGACUGGGUGAAUAUCGGCAAGCUGAUGGGACGGAGCGCGUCUUCGGUCAAGGACCGAUUUCGACUGGUCAAGGAGAAUGGCAAGAACGGUAAGUGGACGGAGGAAGAAGAAAACAUGCUACUUCACGCGGUGCAUGAUGUUACGGCCACGCCGAUUGGGGAAACCGUGGAUAAAGCCGUUAUCUGGUCAAAGGUGGCCGAAAAGGUUCCGUCUCGCUCGGAGAAGCAGUGCCGCAUCAAGUGGAUCAACUUCCUCUCCUGGAAAGAGCAGAAGGGCGCAGAGUGGACCGCACAAGAUGAGCUGGACUUAAUCGGGAAGAUCCAAGCACUGGACGUCAGCGACGAGUCCGGCAUCGACUGGACUAGUUUGGCCAAAGGCUGGGCAAGUGUGCGGUCGCCGCAGUGGCUGCACAGCCGCUGGUGGAGCAUGAAGCGCAUUGUGCCCAAGCCCGUGCUUGCCUCGCACAAGGAGACCAUUGAAUACAUGAGCAAAAUGUACCCAGGCGUCCUGGAGCGCAAGGCCAAGAAAAAGCUGCCGUCAGGCAAAAGAGCGCAGAAGGCGAAAACCGCGCCAAGAACGAGAUCAUCUGAAUCCAGCCCGGGCCGGAUACAUGAAUCACCUGCCACAAGAAGUGACGAUGUCCCGAGUUAUGGCAGUGACACUACUCCAGGUGUGCAGCAAUUACCUGAGCCCACUACCAAUAAUGGCAGCUGACAGCCGAACACAUCUUUAUUUUGACUAUUUUAGUAUAUUUGGCAAUUGAUGUUCUGGACGGUGUUGGAGCCAGGACUUGAGCUCAACCAGUGACGGUGUUGGAGCCAGGACUUGAGCUCAACCAGUGACGGUGUGAUUUACGUACAUGUAGUCCUUCCCUUGUCUUAUCUGAAUUUUCACUUGAGCUUGAGAUGAGAAAUCCGAUUGCUAUACAUCAGUCAAGGAUAUUACUGGGUCGCAGCAGUGCUAGCAAGGUGUCGUCAUCCAAUCUAUAUUAUCUGAUAUUCUCUCUAACUUCUCACCUGGAAGACUUGUGCUUCAAUAGCAACUGGGUCCCUAUGACUGUGUGAGAGCUAACUUUGGAUUCGUUAUUACCAACAAUAGAAGAUCCAGUCUUUUCAAGACAGUGUUAGGGGUCUUUCAAAUUCGGUACAGUCCUCUGUUUGAUCAUGGUUUCUGUUAGCAUGUUGGGGUAGGUCAUGUCCUUUGGCAUGACGUCCAGGAGUCCUACUUGUACUAUGUACAAGCAUGCCAUGAUCUGCUAAUCGGACAUUGUCUACUUUUUGAGGAAAGUCCCGGGUAAAUCCUAUAUACGUACUUGUCUGGUUCUGGACUGGUCUGGUCUGGACUCUGGCUGGGGCAACACAGACUCAGUACUCCUUCAGUUCUAAAACAUGGAAGAGACCAAAAAUACA